CCUUUCUUAUGUUCCUCACCUUAGAUCUAGAGAGAGAGAGAGAGAGAGAGAGAGUGAGUGAGUGAUUCUUUCUCUCUCUAGGAAUUUAAAUCAAACACCACAUUGGAGAUUUAUGAACUUAUAGGAGUUACAGCACAGAGAUUUUCCGAGGAAUCAAGAAUGGAUAGAUCUCGCGAGAACAUCGCAAGCUUGCGAGCCCAAGAAGCGGCUCCGAUGGAGGGAGUGAGAUUCGGAGCGCGAACGGCGAAUAACAGCGACCGAAGAGCGUUGCGCGACAUCGGAAACCUCGCGGGAGCCCCUCAGAAUCCUAAUGCAGUGAGAAAGAGGGGAUUAUCAGAUGAAAAUGCCACAGAUGAUAAGAAACAAUGUGUUUUUCUCGCAGACCGACCGAUUACGAGGAGAUUUGCUGCCACUUUAGCAAACCAAUCAAGAACUGAUGAUCACCUGCAGUUCUCGAUUGCGACGAGCUCGAGUACUUACCAGAAUUUCAUCUUGAGAGAUGUCGAAGAGACCAAAGAAGAAGAGGUGAAUAUUGAGAUAGAAGAGAUUGAAAUGGAAGAUCUAGAAGAGGAAGAGGAGGAAGUUCCAGAAAUUGAUAGCUGUGAUUCAAGUAACCCACUUGCUGUGGUUGAUUAUGUUCAAGACAUUUAUAACUUUUAUAGAAGGACUGAGGAUUUGGGUUGUGUGUGUCCCAAUUACAUGUCCAACCAAUUUGAUAUUAAUGAGAAGAUGCGAGCCAUUCUUAUUGAUUGGCUCAUCGAGGUGCACUACAAGUUUGAGCUUAUGGAGGAGACACUGUUCCUCACAGUGAAUGUAAUAGAUAGAUUCUUAGCACUCCAAACAGUGGUGAGGAAGAAGCUGCAGUUGGUGGGAGUAACAGCCAUGCUUCUUGCAUGCAAGUAUGAGGAAGUCAGUGUUCCAGUUGUGGAUGAUCUUGUGCUCAUUUGCGAUCGCGCCUACACGCGAGGGGAAGUUCUCGAAAUGGAGAGGUUGAUGGUGAACACACUGCAGUUCAACAUGUCUGUGCCAACUCCUUAUGUCUUCAUGAGAAGGUUCCUCAAGGCUGCUCAAUCUGAUAAGAAGGUAGAGCUCCUAUCAUUUUUCCUCAUUGAGCUCUCCCUUGUGGAGUACCAAAUGCUCAAAUUUCGCCCUUCGCACUUGGCCGCUGCAGCAAUUUACACUGCUCAGAGCACACUCAGUGGGUUCAAGCACUGGAGCAAAGCUUGUAAGAUGCACACCAUGUACUCAGAAGAGCAACUUUUAGAAUGCUCUAAAGCAAUGGUGGAGUUUCAUCAAAGAGCAGGACAAGGGAGUCUCACAGGGGUUCACAGAAAAUACACUGCAUUUAAGUAUGGAUGCGCCGCGAAACACGAACCGGCUCUCUUCUUACUGGACAUUAGACCCGCAAAUUGCUGAUUUUAUGAGGGCUUUAUUGACAAAUUUACGUGAAUCCAGGGUUAAUUUCAUACAGGUCCCUGCUAACAUAGUGAAUGACAAAUAUAUCUUUAUAAAGUUCAACUUUCAUAUAUUAUUUCUACAAAAGUUCUGAUAUUUUCAAAUAUA
Ananas comosus (pineapple) is the source of this 1563-nucleotide messenger RNA. RefSeq names its product G2/mitotic-specific cyclin-2-like. Gene Ontology annotation, molecular function: cyclin-dependent protein serine/threonine kinase regulator activity. Lineage: Eukaryota; Viridiplantae; Streptophyta; Magnoliopsida; Poales; Bromeliaceae. The transcript has 12 exons. Gene Ontology annotation, cellular component: centrosome; cytoplasm; cyclin-dependent protein kinase holoenzyme complex. The coding region runs from base 160 to 1416 and encodes 418 amino acids. Gene Ontology annotation, biological process: regulation of cyclin-dependent protein serine/threonine kinase activity; mitotic cell cycle phase transition. The record is from RefSeq and is a predicted model, not a curated record.